Messenger RNA from Saccoglossus kowalevskii, 1467 nucleotides. RefSeq lists its product as uncharacterized. Lineage: Eukaryota; Metazoa; Hemichordata; Enteropneusta; Harrimaniidae. The record is from RefSeq and is a predicted model, not a curated record.
ACAAACUACUUUAAAUUAUUUUCGGUUGCGGAAGUGGCUGAAUUAUUUGUUAAUGAUGUACAGUUCAGCGCGAUCAGCUCGAGCGGAGACUCGGAGUAGAGCAAAAGAUGAGAUUAAACGUGUUAUGCAAGCUAUUGACAAAGUUAGGAAAUGGGAAAAGAAAUGGGUGACAGUUGGUGAUUCUUCAUUGCGGAUUUACAAAUGGGUGCCUGUUCCAGAAGAUAAAAAAAAAAAUGUAAAAAAUGAUAAAGAAAUUCAGUCUCCAAGUAAUCAGGCUGGUGAACAGUCGGAGAAUGACAAAACUCAGGAAGGUAAGCAAUCUAAUGCAGAUUCUCCGUCUCAAGGCCAACAUAAAGAUUUCUCAUCAAUAUUAACAAAUGAAGACUCAAGACUAACUCCUUCAUCAGCAGUGAGUAAUGAUGAUUCAACAACACAAGAUUCUAACUGCAGUGAUGAUACAAAUACAAGCUACAAUGAUGAAGGUAAAGCUGAAUCUGUGUCUAAUACUAAUGAAAACACAAGUGAAGAACAUUCUUUAUUGUCAGCUCCCUCGUUACCAUUUAUCAGUGAAUCACAGGAUACACAAGACAGUCUAGAUGAACCUCCAACUAAGAAAAGUAAACCUGACUCUGCAACAAGUUGAUCUACUUGACUGAAUAGUUGAAAUAUAUGUGCAAAAUUUUGUUUUCAGAUUAUGUAUUCUUUAGACUAUAAUUAUUAUCACUCAUCUGAACAUUAUUGUUGCACACGACUCUUAUAGAAGCCAGUUUCUUAAUUACAGUUAGGAAAAAUGGAAUAAAUAGCACAACCCAACCUUGUCUGAAACAUCUACCUAUUUUGAAUAGUUACCAAAUAGUGGCUACUAUAUUUGUAGGUCUAGGCAGCUCUUUUCUAAUUACAACCUUGCCUAGAUUUUGCAUGCCAAUCCUGUAUUUUUUUAUGGCCCAACUUGAAAGUGUUUACCUGAGAGAAGUUGCCAUUUUGUAUCUGUUCUUGCACUGUCAUGUCAGAUUGUGACAUGACUAAUUUGCAUAACAAUAAAUCAUGUUAACACUGUUGCAUUGAUUGUUAUAAUUACAAUCCAAUUUUUCUCCAAGAUUAAAGAGUAGGGGCCCAUUACUCAACAAUUCUCAGGUUUGUGGAACCAGUGCCACUGUGAAAUUAUGAAAAUGUUAACUAUUCCACAUCACAUUUAGUUGUAGAAAGACAAAUACUGUUGGUCUACUUCCAUAUUUGGUAGUAUUGUAUUUAAGUGUGUUUCUUCUCGAUAAUUUAUUUCUAAAAUCAAGGAUUAUGCUGCAUCAGCAUUGUAUGAUGAAAAACUCGAUUUUUUUCUGAUGUACAAUUACAUUGAUUUACUUAGUUUUUCAGAGCAUUGUUCAUGCAAGUAUAUAGAUCAGGCAGUAUUGAUUUGAAUAGAUCACAUGUAUAUUCUAUUAUUUGUGGAAUAAAAUGAAUGAUAUCAUA